CAAGAACUCCGGGCGGAUGCGGCAGGGGGAGUACUGCAAAGCACUAAAAAAGUUCGUGUGUAUCAAGACGUUCGUAGAACAAAGCGAAAAGAUGAAACGGGCGCGAAUGUACUUCAACCUGGCACGGCAGCUGCUCCAUCCGGGGACCAGCCGUGCGGCGCUGAGGGAAAUGCAAACCAAUCGCCUCGAGUACGAUUCUGCCGGAGUAAAGAAAGACAGUGACAAGAACGCCGCUUCCACGAUGACGCUCCAGUCGCUCCUGCUAUCUAGAACGGAAAUAGCGCAAGACGCUGGCUCACUAUCAGUAAUAUCUUCCGGUACAGAUGAGAAGACGCAAAGCCAAAGUAGCAACAGCACUAAGGAAGAGCUCGACCGUGUCGAUGUCCUGCUGCGACGCCAUUUUUGCCAGAGGCAAACCCUUUUCGCGGACCAUAACACUACUGCUGCUGGCGUGGAGAAAAUACACUCUACCCGCAAAAGAAGUGAAGGAAGCUCGGACACUGAUGAGUCAUCAAGUCGUGAUUGUGCAGCAUCUAGUUUUAGUACUCCGACUCCAACUACUUCAUCUUCAUCAGCAUCGCCUGACUCUGCAUCAAAUGGGGCAACGAACACAAAACCUUCCUCGCUUAUCCCGCUUACAUUUUACGAGUACUGUUGCACGCACUUCGGUUCGCCGGUUCCGGUCCACCCCUCGUACCCGUUGUUCAUCGUUUACACCAGCGGCUCCACCGGCCCGCCGAAGCCUAUCGUGCACACCCACGGCAGUUUAUUGAUGGGCGUCUGUGCCUCCAUGAAUGAGAUUUUUGCGGAAAAGACGAACGACAACGACCUUUGUUCAUCUGAAGUGUUGGACACCAGGGCAAAAAACAUCGUAGAAGCGGGCGCGACGUCUUCGGGUACUGAAACUGUCGAAAACGAGGGCCGUGCUGUCACGGCUCCUGGCGCUUCUACAACUGCGACGGUCGUCCGCACCCACAGUGCGAGGAAGUUCCGCGACAACGACAAAUUUCUUGUCCUGGCUACGCCGGCGUGGAUCACGGGGCAGAGCUACAUGAUCACCGGUGCGCUGGCGAUGGGGAUUCCAUCUGUGCUGCUCGAAGGUUCACCCACAACCCCGUCGCCGACGCGCUUCGCCGAGGUCAUUCAGCGGAAUGGCGUCACGCUGUUCAAGGCCGGGAGCACCUUUCUCCGGGGCGUCAUGGCCGAUUUUUUUCAACGAAAGAAGAAGACACAAGAAGGCGAUGCUGUCCCUUGUCCAGAUGGAGGCACGACGGCACUUGAAGGCGUGUUGGAGCAGGAGCCCAAGGAGCAAGAGGAAACGAGCCAAGAGCCUUGUUGUAAAAGUACAUCUCGUCGUCCGGCGCUUUCGCUCAAGCAGAUGUGUCAGACGCUUCGCGCCGGCGUGUUCUGCGCGGAGCCGGUCAGCCCCGUAGUGCAUGAGUUUGCAGUCGAAAACUUGUGCGCGAACUACCGAAACUGCUACUGGGGCACCGAGCACGGGAGCAUCGUCUUUGCGUCACCCGAAGUGGUCACGCCGGGAGAAGUCGGCAUGCGUCCGCUCCCCUGGGUCGCGGUCCAGCAUCCGAAGAGAUCUAUGGGAGCGAAUUUUCCUGCAUGCAGAUGCAGCUCCGAUGAUCAGGACCGAAGCAGUACCGCUCCUGACCAAGAAGCCGGUGUUGCUGGACGAGUUCCUGUCGACGCGGAAAGGAAAAGCGCCCCUCGUCAGCCCCAAGAACCAAUUACAGACGCCCUCGUCGAGCAGGAACAUGAAGCUGCCGCCACUAAUGUAGUCGAUCUGCGUCUCGACCUGUCCGACCGUGGGAUCCCGUUUCCCUCCCUGGCACAAACCGUCUGGGGAGAUUUGAAAGGGUUCGAGCUGCAGCCAGGUGAUAUCGAGGAGCAGCGCUCCACCGCCUACGGACGCGCUUUCCCUACCGUCGUCCUGUCGCAGAAAAUCGUGAACCGCUGGCGGGGGAAUCUCCGGUUGUGGAAGCAAACGUACUUUCCAGAGCUGUGGGCGCGCGAAGAAAGGGAAACGAAGUUGCGGCGUGGUGGGGCUGCAGUCGCCGGUGGCUCAGGAUUUGGUACGACCGGGGACCGCGGCCAUCAUUCACGUUGUAGUGCACCUACUGAAGAUGUUGGAGAAAACAACAACGAGCCGCAGAGUUCAACACCAUCUUCUUCCAGCAGUUUCUGUCGCAAAGAUCCCGUAGAAGAACCGCCUGUGGUGAGUUUCGUGCAGGGCGACUCCGUCUACUACGACGAAACAGCCGAUCUGUACUAUUUCCGCGGUCGCAGCGACGAUGUGCUUAAUGUCGGCGGUGUGCGGGUUGGCACCGGCGAGAUUGAGUCUGCCUUGCUGCAGAAGCAAAAAUCGGCAAAGCUCUGCGUCGCAGCCGCUCCGGACAAGCUCGCCGGCCAGGUGCCGGUCGUGUUCUACGAAAGAAACAAGAACUCCGCAGCUGGGAACAGUAUGAGCGAAAGUCAACAAUCGCUAGACUUUUCCGCUCUGCGGGAAGCGGUGCGAGUCUAUGUCGGCUCCGCCGCGGUGCCGAGGUAUUUCAUUCCUUUGAACCAGCUGCCGAGCACUAUCACGGGGAAGUUUACGCGCGGUCUGCUGAAAAAGAUGCUCGAAGACGUCGAGUACCAGCCCGCAUCGGUGGCAACGUUGCAAAACGCCGCAAGUGUAUUGCAAGACCUGAGACGCGCGAUCAAAAAGCACUUUCUACUGAUGGAUGUGAACGAGGAAGAAGAUGAAGUAGAUCGACACGACCCUGGUCGAGUACAUCAGAAGAGAGCUUCUGAGAAGGAAAAAGAUGCUGACGAAGCAGGAGAUCAUUUUCUCGUCUUUGAAAGCGACGAUCUGCACCGGCUACUGCAGGACCAGGGCUACGCGCAAAGCGUCCCCCUCAUUCAGCUCGGGCUGGACUCGAUGGAUCUGACCAGAUUGCGCGACUCGCUCGCGCAGAACUACGAUAUCCGCUUUCCAAACACGUUUGGCGCGGGCGUAAACAGCCUCCAGAGUCAAACGCUUGAACAGCUCCGGGAGCUCGCCGACCAGAGUUUGGAAAAGCAAGGCUUGCGGAAACGCAUACUAGCGAACAGUUGGAGUCCUGUUGCAACAGGCGCAGCUGGUGACCACCAGGCCCAAACGGAAAAAUCGGAAGGUCCUUUAUCUCAGUCAACUACCGCUGAUGUGUGCGCGCUGCACCUCAACACCAGCUGUAAGAAAAGUAGCGCGACCCAACGCGACAGCACCCUUCCUCCAGCGAGAAAUGAUGCUGUCGCCACACUGCCGGCGCACGCGAGGGAGCGAGACCUUCCAGAGUACGAUGUGGAAGAUCCGAAUAAGAAGUACUUCUUCUGCAAGAAACAGCAGCGCAACAUACCGAUUUUGCAGUACACGACAAAGUUCGGAGGCCUCAAAGCCUGCAAGGUGGGCGAUCUGAAGCACGUUGUCAACUUGCUGAUGGACGCUGACCAGAAACUACUCAAGCAUCUCGAAGAGGGAAGUAGAAAAACACAAGAACAUUGGGACCCACGCUUUUACCGGUGCCGCAACGACUCGAAUGCGUUACACUGGGCCUGCACGUCGGGAAACCUCACACUGGUGAAGCUGCUGCUCGACUGGAUUUUUCUGCAGGACAGUAAGGAUAAUCAUGGCAAGAACCUGGGGGACACGGUUCUGAACCACAAAAACAAGGAGGGGCGCACACCCGUGAUGUUUGCGUGCAAGUACGGGCAUCUGGAGGUCGUCAAAUACCUGUAUACCCUCGCGGAAGAGGAAAGGAAACGGGAAAAGGCGGGGAAGAUGCAUCUAUUCCGCAACUCCGUACGCGGCACGUUCCAGCUCAGUCCGGAGCCUCUGGAGCCUGCUGUGAUCCACCACCUCCGGAUCGCGAACUUCGAGGUGGAGUCCAACGAUGGCAGCAACGCGUUUGACUGGGCAAUGUACUCCGGCAAUCUGGACUUGAUCACGUACCUGUGCGACAUGCGCCCGGACGCGCUGCUCCGCCGCAACAAGUUCGGGUGCGCCGCCGUCCACUGGGCGGCCAGCGGCGGCCGGGUGCCGGUGCUGCAGUGGCUGGCGCGGGUGGGCGAGGCAGAGGGGAAAGCGCGCAAUAACGCCUAUGUCGAUAUCUUCAACGACGCCGGCCAUUCCGCAGUGUCGAAGGCUGCCUGGUUUGGGCACCGGGGCGCACUGGAAUUUCUGUUGCUCGGAGAGGAAGAGGAGGUAUCGCCCACUGCAGCACACGCGGCGACGGCGACCGACGCUCUUGCACAAAAAUGCAGUCCGGCCGUUCGGAGAUUGAAUCUCAAAUGGCAACUCGCCGUACCUGACGCAACGGGGCUGACUCCCAUCGACCUCGCCCGCAUGGGGCAACACCCGGAACUCGCGACUUGGCUCCAGGGUUUGCCCAUUCCAGACGUCGAGUGGAGUUAUCAGGAAGCUGUGGACGCGGGAAGCGGAGACAUGAAAAAGACGGUUGUGAUCACAAGCAUUCGAGACGUGUGAUGCAGCUGCUUAAGAUCUCGAUUCAUGCACGACAUCCCGAUCAGAUUGUAUUCCGGAAAGCCUGUGUAGACUAGUUCUAGAUCUAGUUGUGUAAGUACAACUUUUCUUCCUAUAUUACUCUAUUCCUUCGUGUGAAGUAGACACGAAACAGCGACACCCAGCACAUCCGAUUACUGAAAAUGGUGCGGUAGUUGUUACACCGACACCAAAAACUAAAACGGAAGAAGGACGAAAGUUCAACCAAGAGUCACGAU
Molecule: messenger RNA, 4770 nt
Organism: Amoebophrya sp. A120
Lineage: Eukaryota; Dinophyceae; Syndiniales; Amoebophryaceae
Source: the annotation of a GenBank genome assembly